AUGCCACAGGGGCCAUCUACCUCCGUCUCGCAGCAUUCCGAGGGUACCGAGAUUGAGACUGAUUUUGAUGUCACGACUCCGAUCAAUCAUCGCGUGUAUGAGAAUGCCCAUCAUACUCCAAACCCUAAUGCUGAUGAUCAGCCUAGUUCUUUCCUCCAUUCUCAAUGUCCCCUCUGUUUUGGUGGGUCCUAUACGAAAGGGGAGGAUGUACAGGCCAUCAUAUGUUGCGAUGUGAAUUUCCAACUAAAGCGGAUUAAAGACAAGGAUCGUCGACAAAGUCGGGGGAAGGAUCCUGCUUUCAUGUCACCAAGAACUGUAUUUUUGUCUGAGGACUUCGUUCAGUUUUGGAAAGAACACGUCGAGACCAUCCGCCCCACUAAAAAGUCUUCCAGGAAGCGCAGAAACCGUGAAGGGGAGGAGGUGGACAUUGAGCAUGCUCCAGCUGGUGCAGAUGAUAGGAGGGAGUUUGGCUUGCCAGUCCCAAACUCUACAUAUGAUGCUUGUUCUGAGUCUUUCAUCGCUGCCGAUGGGGAACGCAUUAAGGCAUCGACAGACUAUUUUGUGGACACUGGAGUGAUGGCGAUCCUGUGU
Molecule: messenger RNA, 591 nt
Organism: Cantharellus anzutake
Lineage: Eukaryota; Fungi; Basidiomycota; Agaricomycetes; Cantharellales; Hydnaceae
Exons: 2
Source: RefSeq, a predicted model, not a curated record